AAUAGCAGUCAAAACACUGGCGCCCUGGAUCUUGGAAAUAAUCUUGGUACCGCCGCCACCAGCAGUUGGGUGGGGCGCCAACAACCUUGAGCGGAUUCUGUUUCCGAGUGCUGCAGGCGUCUGCCGGUAAGUGUCUGUCGCUCGCCGCUGACCGGUGAUGUCUCUGGCCGAGUUGGAGAGCGCCAUCCUGGUACCCGAGCCCGUUGACGGCGAGUUGGACGGCGAGCUGAGCCAGCCGAAGACGGUGCUGAGCAAGAUGCAGGCCAAGCUGGCGAACCCGGCCGUGCGCGAGUGGAUUGCUAGCAGGCGCCAGAACAUCCGGCCCUGGAUCCAGUUCAUCAACGUCAACAGCUUCGGAAAGCCCGACUCGCUGCCGCGCUGGUCCAAGCGCCUGGUGAAGAACAUCGACCACUUCCAGAGCAACUACGUGUUCGUGUUCAUCGGUCUGUUCGUCUACUGCCUGCUGACGUCGCCGCUGCUGCUGAUCGCGAUGGCUGCGCUGGCCGGUGGCUGCCACAUCCUAAAGCUGCGGCAGGCGGAGAAGAAGCUGGUGCUGGCCGGCCGAGAGGUGCCGCUGGCACAGCAGUACGCCGGCGUGGCGAUGCUCAGCAUCCCGCUCUUUCUCAUCGUCGGGGCCAGCUCCGCCCUGUUCUGGGUCAUCGGCGCCUCGUUCUUUGUCAUCAUGCUGCACGCGUCCUUCUUCAAGCAUGAGGCCCUGGCUGGCACGGAGGAGGAGGCUGAGCUGUUCGAAGUAACGAUGGACCCUAUAUAGACGAACAUGAGUUGUCUGUUAUUUAUAUCAUUUCACAUGUCUACUAGCCGCAUUCUCCACGCCCCUCCUACCCCAGUAGCGCUUUAACGUCGCUGUCGCUGAAUGGGCUUGUUGCUGUUGUAUUUAUUGUUUUUAAGUUUGAUAUGCUUUACUUUAUAGUUUUUGAACACUGCACGCAAUAAAUUUUUGUCUAAUA
Molecule: messenger RNA, 968 nt
Organism: Pollicipes pollicipes
Lineage: Eukaryota; Metazoa; Arthropoda; Thecostraca; Pollicipedomorpha; Pollicipedidae
Product: prenylated Rab acceptor protein 1
Exons: 2
Coding region: 158-772 (204 amino acids)
Cellular component (GO): Golgi apparatus
Source: RefSeq, a predicted model, not a curated record